Messenger RNA from Stomoxys calcitrans (stable fly), 5942 nucleotides. RefSeq lists its product as uncharacterized. Gene Ontology annotation, cellular component: extracellular matrix. The coding region runs from base 1404 to 5630 and encodes 1408 amino acids. The record is from RefSeq and is a predicted model, not a curated record. The transcript is spliced from 14 exons. NCBI's taxonomy places the organism in Eukaryota, Metazoa, Arthropoda, Insecta, Diptera, Muscidae. Gene Ontology annotation, biological process: proteolysis; extracellular matrix organization. Gene Ontology annotation, molecular function: metalloendopeptidase activity.
GUAACGGCAAUGCAAAAAGCGGAAAAUCGCUUGAAAGGAAAAAAAUUAACACAAUUAAUUAAUUAAAGCAAACAAAAAAGAGAAGAAAAAGAAAUGAAAACUAGCUAACAACUGUGAAAAGAAGUUAUUCUCAAAAAUUAAAAAAAAAAAUAUGUGUUGGUGACCUUAAAAAAGAAUUACAAAGAUAAUGGAGUGCCUGAAAUAAUUUCUAUGUAAAUAAAAAAAAACCGAAACUGUCAACUUCAAAAAAGAAAAACUUGUAAAUUACACAGAAGUUAUGUAGCAAAAAUUAAUUAAAAUUUUUUAAUACAAAAAAAAAUUAAAAAGAAAAAUAAUUUCGAUAACGUUUUAUAGGUACAAAGAAAAAGAAAUUUUCUAAAUGCACUGAAUUAGCACAAAGAGGGAGUUAAAAAAACAACCGCACAAAAAUUAUUGAAGCAAAAAAAUAAAAAAAAAGUUAAAACGAUGAUAAUAAAAACUACAGCAAGUAUGCAGCCACAUAUGGAGUGAAAUAAAACAAAAGACUUAAGCAACGAACGCGAUUCUGGCUUAGAAGACGAUAGCAGCUAGUUAUCCAUCUAAGCCACACAGUUUGCAAACACAAACGCAAACAAUAACAACCGUAAACCACAGCCGCAAUUUACAACAGCAACAACACACCCAGCAGCACCAUUACCUACACCAUCACCACCGCCACCACCACCGCCAACACCUCCAAUCACAUCUCAGCCGUUAUCGUUAGCCGCAGUACUACAACUAAAUUUAAACAAAAAAAUUCACCUAAACAAGAGUAAACUAAGCACACUCUAACUAUUAAUUAGUGCAUAAACUUACAAAUAAUUAACUGCCGUUAAAAUCUAUGCGAGCACAUGCGCACCUCUGAACAUUUUCAUUUGAUCGUUGCUGUGCAUUCAUUUGGACUUCACUAACAUUCACUUUUUUUUUUCUCCCUCGAUGUGAAAUCAAAUCGCAGUUGUUGUUAUGUUGUAGGUUUAUUGGAAAAAAAAGAAGCAACCGAAGAAGAGAAUGAGUGCAACAUUGUGGCAAGUCCAGAGGCGAAAAUAUGGCAAAAUGUUGUGGAAUGUUAACAAAUGAUUUGAGUAGCAGCAAUAAUAGCACAGUGACAACUGCAACCACCGCAACAGCAACAACAACGAGCACUGGCUCAAAUUCAUUCGAUUACCACAAUUGUGAAUGUUUAUAGGCUAAUAAAAGCGAAACAGGGCAAUUAAAAUUGCAGUAAACGAGCAGACCCCCGCAGCUACAGAGAAAAGAAAAAGAAAAACUGAAAAAAAAUCUUGGGAAAAUAUUGACUUUUCAUUUCAUUAUAAAACCCUCUUCUCUCUCCAUAUUGGAAGGCACCUCUGAAAAAUAUUAAAAAACCUAAACAAAAGGAUUAUAGAAUGUGUUCAACCGGUGGCUUUGUCUUGUUUUUAUUAAUCGCUUUAUUUUACAAUUGUUUUACAAACGCCGAAUCUCUCACACCUCAUACAACCAUUCACACAAAUGUUGCCAACGCGGGCAACCCAGUGGGCUCCAAGCAUCUAAAUAACCCCUCACUUGGUGGUCAUGGAAAUGCCAUAGCACAGGAGGUGGUGGCUGAUGGAAAUGUUCAUGAUGACGAUGGCGAAGGCGAUGACCACAACAAUAAUGAUGAUGAUGAUGUGGGAGAUUUCCAACACCGUUUGUGGCACGCUUCACCUACACCCACGCCAGCUGAUGCGAAUGAUGGCAAAACCACAGCAGGUGCUGACCACCAUCACAUUAUUGAUAUAACACGGAAACACCAAAUUCACUACAAUGGUCAUGUGAUUGAUGAAGAUAAUAUAAUAGAGCACUUGGAAGAACAUGAACGUCAAUUAAUAUUUGGAAAGUCUAGAAAGAAGCGUUCCAUAAAAUUGGUUCACUUAACAUAUCGACCAGUUGUUGAACGAUCGAAUAACGCCGCCACAACACAUCCAACAGAUGUUAACAGUUAUGAAAAUGAGGCUUAUCAAAAGCCUCAAAAGGAGGAGGAAGAGGAGGAAAUGGAGUUGCAAAUUCCAAAUAACAAUUUGGAGGCCGUUACAGCCGCAAUCGUGCAUCGCACAAAACGAUCCGACAAUGAUGCAGCAGCAGCAGCAGCAUCUACUACAACUGCAACACAUCAACAGCCAUCAAAAAAUGGCCAAGGUGGUGGCGCCCCAGCAAUACCUCCCACCGUAUCAGUGCAAAUCAAAGAUAACGAUCAUCUGGUCAAUUUGAAGCUGCAGCAAACGCCAAAGCUAAUUGACGAUGCAUUUGUUUUCAUUCGACGCUCUGCCAACACAUCACAGCUGGUGGAGAACUCGCAUAAAUUAGCGGAACGCUUGGAGAAAUGUUUCUAUCACAAUGAGAACUCAGCUUUGGAUCUAUGCGAUGAUGAGAAUGUGCGUGGAGUUUAUCAUCACAAUCGGACGGACUACAUUAUUCAUCCGUUGCCCGAACGAUUUGGCAAUAAUACUCACAUUAUUCUCGAAAGCGAAGGGGAGAUCUAUGACUCCCGUUGGUCCAAUUCAUCAGUAUUAGGUGAGAAUAUACAAUUCGAGCCAGAAAUGGAGGACUUUAAUGAUUUAAACAUCGAGUCUAUGGGUGACUAUGAGAACACCACACGAUCCACUAGGAAUAUCGAAAUGGAUGCCCAUCACCAGAGACACACUGCGGAACAUAGAAGAAAAUCACAUCACAAUCAUGCCAUGCCCUUAAAUUUGAGAUAUAGACCAAGGCAUCAUCACAUGUCCGAGGCGAGCCAGGACAAAGCCAACCAUCCUCACCAGUAUGCCCGCAACAAUCAUCACUCCCAAAAACGUCACUCGCAAACGACGCUACACAAAAAACAUCACUCUCACCCUCAGCCUAAUUAUCGCCACCAUUCGCAUUCAAGUGAAUCUCAAAGGGCGUCAAAGCGAACCAGGCGUUUUAUAUCGCCUCUAAAAGAUUGGCGCUCUGCCAAUGAUGUGCUAUACAUUGAGACGGCCAUUUUUGUAGACACAGAUCUUUAUACGCAUAUGGCCCAAAAUUUUCCCAAAGAUACCAGCUCGCAUUUGAUACGCUUCGUCUUGGCCAUGAUCAAUGGUGUCCAAUUGUUAUAUCAUCACCCCUCAUUGGGGCGUAGAGUCAAUUUUGUCUUGAAACGCCUUGAAAUAUUGGAAAAGGAUCCCUCGGAUUUGGCUCGCUCUAGUGACAUUGAUGUGUAUUUGAGUAAUUUUUGCAAAUGGCAAACACGUUGGAAUACUGCCAAGGAUUUGAAGUUGCACUAUGACCAUGCCGUUAUAUUGACAGGUCUCGACUUGUAUGUGGUGGAUAAGAAUGGCAAGAUGAUCAGUCAAGUGGUUGGUCUCGCUCCAGUGGCCGGCAUGUGCAUAGAAACAUCAUCGUGCACCAUUAACGAGGGCAAACAUUUUGAGAGUGUUUUUGUGGUAGCGCAUGAAAUUGGCCACAAUUUAGGUAUGCGCCACGAUAGCAUUGAGAAUGGAUGUGAGCCCACCUCGCACAUAAUGUCACCGACAUUGGGCAGUGGAAAAAUCACCUGGUCGAAAUGUUCAAGGGACUCAUUGAAUGUGUUUUUGGACAAAUCCCAAGCAAAAUGUCUUUUUAAUCGUGCCGAGUUUAAUCAGAAUUUGGAUCAUUCGGCGGAAGGAAUGCUGCCUGGGGAGCGAUUUGAUGCCAAUCAGCAGUGUAUGCUUAAGUAUGGCAAAGAGUCUGCCAGGGCUCGCAGCCAAUCUUUGGCUGAUAUCUGUAGGGAUUUGCAUUGUCAAAGGGAUCGUUACACCUGGACUUCACAUCCCGCUUUGGAAGGUACUGCUUGUGGGGAUAAUAUGUGGUGCCGUAGUGGAUUUUGUGUUGUCAAACGUAUUGAAUUGUAUACAGCAACAAAACAAACUUCCAGCCUUAGCAAGCCCAAUUAUGACAAGAGUAACUACAUGGAAAAUGCCAAAUCCAGCAAUUUAGUUCACGAAUAUCAGAAGACUUCCAGCAGUUGGAGUGAGUGGAGCGAACCCAGUCCCUGUGAUUCCAGCUGUCUUUAUGGGCCCUCCAAACGUCUGCGUGAGGGCAGUACUGGCCUGAAGACCUUCUCGCGCAAAUGUAUUGACUACAAGCGACGCUGCAUGGGAAGAGAUCACAAAUUUGAAACUUGCGUUGCCAAACAAUGCUACAGUGUACCCAUAGUGACUAUAGCCGAUUUUGCCAAACAGGUUUGUGAAAGAGCUCAAAAAUUCGAUGGCGAUCUUACAGGAGAGGGCGAACAAGUCUCCGGCAACAUUGAAGAAUCCUGCAAAGUCUAUUGCAAGACAAAGAGUAAUGGUACCAAAUCUAGAAGUUGGACCUUUCCCGAUGGCACCACAUGUCGAACGCAUUUGUAUGGCGAUAAUGAUCCUUCGUAUUGCAUUCAAGGACGUUGUGAGAAAUUCUCCUGUGACAAUUCCACUGCUAAUUAUUAUAAGAUCGACAAUAUUUUCUGCAAGCAACAGGAGAAAAAAUUUGAUAAUAAUGCCAUGGAUAAUGAGACGAUCAGAAGAUCAUCUACCGGAGCCUCAUCUUCAUCAUCAUCGUCGUCAGCAUAUACUCAUCAAAGCUAUAGUAAUCAGAUACCCAUGGGUCCACCAACGACACAAGCACCUCCACCACUGGCCUAUAACAAUUACAAUGAGUAUAAAUAUCGCACUUCAAACUCAAAUCAGAAUUAUUACGACAAUGGAUCAUCGGAUCGUAUAUAUGGACCUACAACCGUACGCAGUAAAUAUGAAAAUGAGGUUGCUGCCAAAUCCUUCCGUGGUCAACAAUACCCUCACGAUGCGGUACCUUAUAAACGCAAAUCUGAUAACUACUCACCAUGGAAUAAAUACAGCUAUCGUCUGAACGAUCAUACUCCCUCAGAAAAUGCAGUGGCGAAAACUUCAACAACGCUCUCUGGUGCUAUUCCACCAGCUGCUGGAGAUAAUGAAUGGAUUGUGAAAUCGGGGUGUUAUUCAAAUUGCAUGGCGCGCUCGAAAGGAAUCCAAGUGGUAAUGAAUCGCAAGAGUGGCGAGAAAAACUUACAGCUGUGCACGCACUCUAUAAAGCCUUGUGAUCGCCUUCAAACCACUGGCGAGUAUGCGGAUCAUCUCUGUUCGCGUUAUAAACUCAAGGUGCAAGGGCUUUCGGGUCAUGGCACCCAAAUUGCGGCCAGUGUUGAGGAUCCCGAUCGCAGUUGUCGUGUGGGCUGUCAAGAUGAGUUCAUACAGCAUCGUUUCUUUUUGGUUAAUGGCAACUAUGGACAUUUCCCCUUGGGUACUCGCUGCUCUGCCGGUGAUGACCGCUUUUGUGUACAGGGCAAAUGUUUAGAAUUCGGUCCCGAUCAAAUACCCCUGCAAGAGUCUCACAUAAGCCUGGCCCUGUUUCGCAGCAGACGAUCGGCUAGGAAACAUCGUCAUCGCAGGACUAAAAGAAGCUUUUUAUACUAUGAUCCUGUUAACAUAACGGAGACUUUGACACAGGAUUUUAUAGAUAAUAUUGUGGAUAGUAUUAUCACUUUAGAUGGGCAAACAACAACAGAAGACCCUCUUGUGGGACAUCACAUCGAAUUUACAAAUCCCAUACAUUAUUCCAUGGAUGAGAUGCAUGAACAUUAAGAAGGGCAAUGCCUUUCCUGCAAAAAGCAACUAAAAUAAGUCUCCCACUUCCUCUCUCUCUUUUUCUCUUCUUAAAUAUGAAAUAUUUAUUUAUACAAUUUUCUUUGUAGUAGUUAAUAAGUUUAUAUGCUAAUGUGUAUGUGUGUAUGUUUAUCUCUCUCUGUUAUGCCGUGAUAUUUUAGUUAUAAAUUCUGAUUUUAUUUUUCUCAACAGAAAAACAUAUGGUGAAGCUGUAAGGGAAGAAGAAAACAAAAACGAAAAUUAGUACGAAAGAAUAAAAAUAAAUUUCGAUAGGUAUUUUUACUAAAUAGA